Molecule: messenger RNA, 1155 nt
Organism: Dothidotthia symphoricarpi CBS 119687
Lineage: Eukaryota; Fungi; Ascomycota; Dothideomycetes; Pleosporales; Dothidotthiaceae
Exons: 3
Coding region: 98-778 (226 amino acids)
Biological process (GO): protein targeting to ER
Cellular component (GO): signal peptidase complex; membrane
Source: RefSeq, a predicted model, not a curated record
CAAGUUGUGAACACCUCUCCACAACGACAACGUUUCGAGCUCACUACCACGCGCUUCUCUUCUCAACAAGUGUCCCUCACGCUGCUGUUCUUCCAAAAUGUCCGCGACACAGAAAAUCGCAGUCCACUCCCUGCCCGAUCUCAAGAACACGACCGAUGACGCUCUCCCCAACUACCUCCACUCCCUCAAGUUCAAGCAAAUCCACACACAAACCGACGUCCGCCUAGCUCUGGGCUACAGCGCCGUCAUCAUUGCAGGCGCACUCUUCUACUUCGACUGGAAAUUUGGCUGGGAGGCCUCGAAGCCCUACACCGCACCUGCAGUCGCCGCCUACUUCCUACUCAAUGGCGCAUUCACGUACUGGCUGUGGUUUGCCGAAGGGGGUGUUGUGUACGAGGGCGAGGGCAAGACAGGCAAGGUGAGGAUCUCUUCGUCAACAAAAAAACACAUCCCCAUCUACGAAUGCGACGUAGUCUUCACACCCGCCCCAUAUUCCUCGAAUCCCCAGCAGAAAAUCCACAUCCGCGCACCCUUGACGCGUUGGUUCACCUCGGACGGCUACUUCAUUGCGAAGCCAUUCCAGCAGUGGCUUGCGAGCGAAGUCCCGGUCAUUGGCGAGGCGGAUCCGAAUAACGUGGUGGAGGAAAUUGGGAGGGGGAGCGCCGCGGACCAGACGUUUGAUAUCAACAAUGCCACAAAUGCAAUGGAGAUUUUGGAGCAAUUAAAGGCUAGCGGGGCAGCUACUACUGCGGGGGGUGGUCGUAGGAGGAAGGCUUAAAGGGUGUAGUAGGAUGAGAUUAUUGGAAGAGCGCGAAAAGGAAAAAUGGGAAGAUGGCGUUCGGAGUUGAGGAAGAACAACAUGUUAAUGUCCUGAUUGACAUCUCCUACACUGUGAGCGAACGUGUUUGCAAAGCAAGAGCAAAUAGCAUAGAGAGUCUUGCCGUGCAACACUUCUCGACUAGGGCAGGGCGUUGCGAUUGCACAACAAGGCGAUGAGCAGCAGACAACAAUUUCUUCAAGGGACAUUGAUGGAUUGCUCUUGAGGGAGCGAUGCUAUAUCAGGCGAUGAAAAAUGCUAUAACAACGCCUUUCGGAUGCUGAAUAGAGAACCCAGUUUACCAACUUUUUUGCCAUGUUUUCGCACCCAGCUUAUCC